AAGAACUAUGCUGAUUAUCUUGUUUUUCCUCUUUUGUUCUUUGCCUUGAAUCAAAAGUAUUCUGAGUGUUUAUCUAAAAGAGGAUGUGCAGUCUCAAACAUAGCGGUACUGUCUAAGGUAGAAGAAGAAAACACGGCUGCUGUCCAGUGAGCGCUGAGUUGUUGACUUGGAAAUACCGUCCCUCCCCCCCGCCGUUGCCAUGACGACCGGGUAGCGCGCAGGCCUCACGCGCGACGUCGGCCCCAGCGGUCAGUGCAUGCGAUUACAAGAAAAAGGAAGCAGCACUUUGCGAAGGACCGCAGCGCUCCGCGGCCGUCCGGCAUCCACUUGAACAUAGGACCGGCGAGCGAAAAAGUGGACGAGUUAUUCUCCGAAGAGAAAGAGGAGAAAAAAAUAAGAUUAAAAAAGAAAAGAAAAAAGAAAGAACUUGUCACUUCAUCUAUCACGCGGCAACAUCGCCAUUGGCCCGAUCGCCGAUCACGUGACCAGACCCCGCUCUCUCUCUUCCCAUAUUUUUCUGUCAACUCCAGGUCGGGGAUGAUUUCUCAUCCAUUUAUUUUCCGAUUUAUCUGUACCACGCGAGACAGCUAAUUUACUGCCUCUGCUCGGAUUCGGAAAGAAAAGAGAGUGGUUCGUAAUUGUACUCAUAAAGGGAAAAAAAGAAAAGUAAAAAAGAAAGCGGACAGCGUGAAAAAUGAUGAUGAACGGCACUAACGCUGUGUACGGAGGCGGUGUAUGUCCUCAGCAGCCCCCAAUAGUGGACUAUGGCGGGGAUUCUCAAAUUUUCUAUGGCGACGUCGGCCAACAACACUAUGGAUACCCUCCGGCUUCCGAUCCUCAGCCAGCCGAGCCACCUAAUAGUCACUUACCGCACCAAAUCAUCAAUGAAGCGAACGGCCUCAGUUACACAAACCUGGACGCCGGUCACCCGUACAGUUCACAGCGGCAUCAUCACCACCACCACCAGCCUUACUGCCCGCAGUCCUCCGGUGGACCUUUUUACCGGACUUUUGACUAUGACGUGAUGUCCAGCAAUCCCGAUCCAGGUGGUAGUGUGGUGCCCAGCUAUCCUCCAGCAUCUUAUCAUCACCUUGACCCUAUGUCCCAUCAAGUGAGCAUUAGUCGCAGAAGCAACAACACGUACGGUGCCUACCCCUCGGAAAGUUAUGACUCUCAACACCAUGUUGGUGGUGGUGAGUGUCAACAGAUCAAUGGAGUAUCAGGCUUUCAAAGGACGCAAACACCCCAACAGCACCCCGUGCCCACUUACAAAUGGAUGCAAGUCAAGAGAAGUCUACCGAAACCAGGUAAGAUUUAUUACUUUCGUUUGUUCGAAGAGACUUUAGGGAAACGGAACUGA
Stegodyphus dumicola is the source of this 1360-nucleotide messenger RNA. Its product is annotated as homeobox protein Hox-B1-like. NCBI's taxonomy places the organism in Eukaryota, Metazoa, Arthropoda, Arachnida, Araneae, Eresidae. Gene Ontology annotation, cellular component: nucleus. The record is from RefSeq and is a predicted model, not a curated record. Gene Ontology annotation, biological process: regulation of transcription by RNA polymerase II. Gene Ontology annotation, molecular function: DNA-binding transcription factor activity, RNA polymerase II-specific; RNA polymerase II cis-regulatory region sequence-specific DNA binding.